AUGGAUAAACCCUUGAUCCCAGAAUCAAGAAAGUCCAGAAAGGCCACGAGGUCUUCACCAACCAAACCUUCUAAAAGAAGUUCUUCACCUCCCUUUGAAGCCUACAAAUUUGAAGAACCAUCAACAUUUAGAAAAUUUGCAUAUGAUGCUAUUUUAUUUUUCCUAACGAGUAUCUUCCAUUGUUUCUUCCGUGAAAUCAGAUCUCGUAAUAGUUACAAAAUUCCAAGUUCAGGUCCUAUUAUCUUUGUCGCUGCACCUCAUGCUAAUCAAUUCGUAGACCCAGUGAUCCUAAUGGAACAAGUUAAUAAACAAGUCAACAGAAGAGUUUCAUUCUUAAUUGCCGAAAAAUCUUUGCAUGAAGCAGCUAUUGGGUUUUUUGCACGUUGUGUUAUGGCAAUUGGUGUUGUUAGACCUCAGGAUAAAUUAAAAUUGGCAACGGGUAAGAUCACGAUUGAUCCUGAAAACCCAAGAAGAGUAAUUGGCCAAGGAACCAAGUUUUUACAAGAUUUUAAACCAAGGGGUCUAAUUGGAUUACCUAAAUCAUUGGGUAACGCUGAAAUUCAAAGUAUUGAAAGUGAUACAUCAUUAACUUUGAGAAAAGAAUUUAAGACAAUUAAACCAGAGGUGAAAAGAUUGUUAACCAAGGGAACAACUUUUAAAUAUGCAGAUAAAGUGAAUCAAUCCCUUGUGUACCAUAAAGUUUUUGAACAUCUAGCAAAUAAUGAUUGUAUCGGGAUAUUUCCAGAAGGUGGCUCUCAUGAUAGAACUGAUUUGUUACCAAUAAAGGCAGGAGUUGCUAUAAUGGCAUUAGGUUGUAUGGAUAAGCAUCCUGAUGUUAAUGUGAAAAUUGUCCCAUGCGGUAUGAACUACUUCCAUCCUCAUAAGUUCAGAUCAAGAGGGGUCGUUGAAUUUGGUGAUCCUAUUGAAAUUCCAAGAGAGCUUGUUGAGAAAUACCAUAACUCUGAAACUAAUAAGGAAGCUGUUAAGGAAUUGCUUGAUACCAUUACAGAAGGUUUACGUGCAGUAACUGUCACUUGUGUCGAUUAUGAAACUCUAGUGGUAGUUCAAGCUAUGAGAAGAUUAUAUUGUACCCAAUUUUCAUCUAAGCUACCUCUCCAAUUAGUUGUUGAAAUGAAUAGGAGGUUAAUAAAGGGUUUUGAGACGUACCAAGAUGAUCCUAAAUUGAUACAACUAAGGAAAGAUAUAAUGGAAUACAAUGCUCAUUUAAGACAUUAUAAUAUACCUGAUCAUUUGGUGGAAACAGCAAAGUAUAAUUUUGCCAAGAAUUUAGGGUUAUUAGUUUACAGAACUGUGUUUAUUUCUAUUGCAUUUAUCCUUUCCCUACCUGGUAUCAUUAUGUUUUCACCUGUUUUCAUCUUAGCAAAUAGAAUAUCAAAGAGAAAGGCUCGUGAGGCCCUUGCAGGAUCCACUGUCAAGAUUAAAGCAAACGAUGUUAUUGCUACUUGGAAAAUUCUUAUCGGUAUGGGAUUUGCCCCGUUGUUUUACAAUAUUUGGUCAAUUUUGAUAACUUAUUAUUUUAGACACUCGGCAGUUACUAAGAAAUUUAUUUUCAUAGUAUCUUACAUAUGUUGUGUUUUGGUAACGUACUCUGCAUUGAUUGUUGGAGAUAUUGGUAUGGACAUCUUUAAAUCUUUGAGACCAUUGUACUUAUCACUGACCUCACCAAGAGGGUUAAGAGAACUACAAAAGGAGCGUGAAUCCUUGACAGUAAGAAUUAUUGAAGUAGUUAAUACAUUUGGGCCCGACUUGUUCCCAGGAUUUGAUGGUGAGGAAUUUACUAAUGAGUUUACUAUAGACGAAGAAGCUGAGGAUAGAAAGACCAUGGAGCUAAAGAGGAGAAGGUUGGUGAGGAAAAGAAAGGCAAAGGAACAGAAUCGCAAACAUGAACUAUUAUCAGAGACCGAUGACGAACGUGUUACGGAAUCCGAUGCUGUUUCACUUGUUAAUAGUGACAACUCCCUUUCAAAUAUUCCAAUUUUUUCAUCAAUGAGUGGAAUUAGAUCGGAGACCUCAAUCUCUCGUUCAAACUCUUCUAUUUCAGAUUUUGAGAGUGAUGAGGACGCCUUAAUUGGAAAGAGUGACCUUGCCGGCAAGAUUGCACAAGCAGUCAUGAAUAGGAGAGCAGAUGUAGAUGAAGAAAUCGGUGGUUGA
Naumovozyma castellii is the source of this 2172-nucleotide messenger RNA. It is a transcript of the gene SCT1, whose product is annotated as bifunctional glycerol-3-phosphate/glycerone-phosphate O-acyltransferase SCT1. The record is from RefSeq and is a predicted model, not a curated record. NCBI's taxonomy places the organism in Eukaryota, Fungi, Ascomycota, Saccharomycetes, Saccharomycetales, Saccharomycetaceae. The transcript has a single exon. The coding region runs from base 1 to 2172 and encodes 723 amino acids.